AUUAAAUGAAUUAAAUCUUGCAAAUAACUUAAUUGAUGACUUUGAUGAAAAUACAUUUUCAUUUUCACAAACAAAUAAAAUUAAUAUUUAUCUAAAUAAUAACAAAAUAACAAAUGACUGUGUAAAAAAAAUAAAACCAACCGAUGGUAAUCUUUAUAUUGAUUUAACUAAUAACAAAAUAGAUGAAUUAAAAGACGAUGUUUACACUAAAUUUUUAACCAGUGGCAACGUUAAAUUAAAUUUAGAUCAAAAUUUCAUAAAAUGUGAAUGGACUGAUGUUAGAUAUCUUUUUAAUAUAAAAAAUUUGCAAAAAAACAUUUUACAUGCUUAUUGUCAAAAAUUAAAUUCUGAUAUAUUUGAAACUGAUGCAGAGAAAAUUAAUGGAUCGCCGUGUCAAAAAAAUGAUACAACAAUAAAGGAAAAACCUAUGUAUUAUUGUAAAGAACAUAAAAGUUGGGGACUUUGUAUUGCAAAAACACCAGAUUUAAAAAACCCAAAUUUAGAUACUUUUGAAUGUGGGUGUUAUAAAUGGGAACACUUAGAAUGGGAUGACGCUAAUAAAAAAUGUGAUGUACAUAAAUGGAGUUGCGAAACAGAUAAAAUUAAAGAUGUUAUUGGAAAAGAUUAUUGUUCGGCAACAGAUAUAUCUAAACAUUUUAAAAGUUGUAAAGUAAAUGACUUAAAUAAAGGAAUAGAAUGUGAAUGUGUAGAUGGAUUUAAGUGGAACGAUGAAAAUAAAACAUGUGAUGAACAUACAUGGGAUUGUAAUACAGAUAAAAUUAAAGAUGUUAUUGGAAAAGAUUAUUGUUCGGAAACUGAUAAAACUAAACAUUUUAAAAACUGUAAAGUAAUUGACGGAAAUAAAGGAAUACAAUGCGAAUGUGUAAAUGGAUUUGACUGGAUUGAUACAACUAAAACAUGCGAUGAACAUAAAUGGGAUUGUAAUACAGAUAAAAUUAAAGAAGUUAUUGGAAAAGAUUAUUGUUCGGCAACAGAUAUAACUAAACAUUUUAAAAGUUGUAAAGUAAAUGACGUAAAUAAAGGAAUAGAAUGUGAAUGUGUAGACGGAUAUAAGUGGAAUGAUGAAAAUAAAUCAUGUGAUAAACAUACAUGGGAUUGUAAUGCAGAUAAAAUUAAAGAAGUUAUUGGAAAAGAUUAUUGUUCGGCAACAGAUAAAACUAAACAUUUUAAAGAAUGUAAAGUAAUUGACGGCAAUAAAGGAAUACAAUGCGAAUGUGUAAAUGGAUUUGACUGGAUUGAUACAACUAAAACAUGCGAUGAACAUAAAUGGGAUUGUAAUACAGAUAAAAUUAAAGAAGUUAUUGGAAAAGAUUAUUGUUCGGCAAAAGAUAUAACUAAACAUUUUAAAAGUUGUAAAGUAAUUGACGGCAAUAAAGGAAUACAAUGCGAAUGUGUAAAUGGAUUUGACUGGAUUGAUACAACUAAAACAUGCGAUGAACAUAAAUGGGAUUGUAAUACAGAUAAAAUUAAAGAAGUUAUUGGAAAAGAUUAUUGUUCGGCAACAGAUAUAACUAAACAUUUUAAAGAAUGUAAAGUAAUUGACGGCAAUAAAGGAAUACAAUGCGAAUGUGUAAAUGGAUUUGACUGGAUUGAUACAACUAAAACAUGCGAUGAACAUAAAUAAAAUUAACAUAACAUACUUCAAAAUUUACAAAAUUUUUAUAUAAUUUUAAUUUAAUGUUUAUUUA
Messenger RNA from Oppia nitens, 1709 nucleotides. Its product is annotated as matrilin-3-like. The transcript is spliced from 15 exons. NCBI's taxonomy places the organism in Eukaryota, Metazoa, Arthropoda, Arachnida, Sarcoptiformes, Oppiidae. The record is from RefSeq and is a predicted model, not a curated record. Bases 428 to 1645 code for a protein of 405 amino acids.